AGCUGUCCCUGGGCAGCUCAGGUGGGGCCUUGGCUGUGGCGGAGGAGUCAUCGGGAGCCAAGCCCCUGAGGGGAGACCGAAGGCGGGGCGCGGCAGGACAGGGCGGAGUGGGACGCGACUGCUGUUGGCCAGCAGCUCCAGGCCUCGCGUCCACCUGUCCUCCAGCUCGUGCUGAGGUCGGUCGGCGGGGCCCACGCGGGCCUGGGUCCAUGGCGGCGUCGGGGGCUCUGUCUGCCGCGGCGGCAGCAGCGGCCCUGUCGGGCGUGGCAGUGCGGCUGGCGCGCUCAGCCGCGAUUCGCGGCUCGUACGGUGCCUUCUGCAAGGGGCUCACACGCACGUUGAUCACCUUCUUCGACCUGGCCUGGCGUCUGCGCAUGAACUUCCCCUAUUUCUACAUCGUGGCCUCGGUGAUGCUCAACGUGCGCCUGCAGGUGAGGAUCGAGUGAACGCCGGCUACCACCUCCGCCCGGUCGCGACGGCGGGGGCAUCAGCAUGAAGGAUCACGGGUCUGGGGGCCGCCGGGACGCUCCGGGGGACGCGGAAGGGGCGAAUCAGGCCUCCGGGCCCUAGACCUCCACGGAGGACGCAGCCACCGAGCCCCGGCUCUGGCCAGCCAUGUCGCGGCCGGUGACGAACUGCACUGAAACUCUCAAAACGGGUCCUUUCCAUCGAACUCGAGAAAAUUAUCUGAAUGCAGCCGACCUGUUGCCUCACUUUGGCCGAAGAGGGGAGCAGAAGGAAGAAAUUCUUCAGUAGGGACAUGAAUGACUGACCCCGACCGAAAAGGCUGCCCCUCCUGCUAGGAUCACCCAGGAGCAGCUGCUCUGGAUGGGCCUGCAGCGGUCCUGGCUGUGCUGCUGACUGGUGCACCAGGAGUGGCACUGAGGGGAGCCGGGAGAGGCCCUGGCCCUCACCCCUCAUCCCAGAUCCACAUCUGCUCCCUCACUGAUUGCUCGGGGUCCUGGUCCUCAGUUCCCGGGACUAAGAACCACAGCAGCAUGGUUGCCUCCGGGACAGAGGGGCAGAGCCUCACACCAUGUGCCCUCCUCAACCACCCGGGUCCCGGCUGAAGAUCUCUGCCUGCCUCACCCCGAAGCCUGAGGCUGCACCCAGGCUACCACAUGCCCCCCGCAGAUUCCCACAGAUGGAAGGGUCCUGAUGGCUUCCUCCCUUGUGCCAAGUUGCCUGGAAACCCCUGGUCCUGGUGGCUCCUCCUCCACCCCAACUGUGUCUCUCCAGGACCACUUCCAGGAGCCUGCCAGCCUUCGGACUGCAUCCCUGGAGCUCUGGGGACAGCCUCUGAGAGACUGUGACAUGGGGCUGCAGGGGAGGAGAGGAGCGGAGGACCAGGGGCCUCCUUGGGGCUGAUGCAUAAAUGUGCCCUUUUCAAGUUUCGGUGAUUGGAUCCCCAGCCGCAGCCUCCUGGGCCAGCCUGAGAGGACCUGGGGAGGGCACUAGGGAGGGUCUUUACUUACUAUGUGUGUGCCAGUGUGUGAAUGUGUGUGUGAGUGCCCAUGUGAGUGCAUGUGUGAGUGUGGGAUGUGUGUGGGGAUGUAUGUGCGAAUGUGUAUGCACAUGCAUGAGGGCUUGAGUGUGUGAGUGUGUGGGUGUGUGUGUGGAUGAGUGUGUGGGUAUGAGUGCAGAUGCAUGAAUGCACAGAUGUUUAUGUGUGAAUGUGCGGGGGUGUGUGUGAGUGUGAAUACAUGUAUCAGUGUGCAUUUGUGAAUGGGUGUGUGUCUGUGCACAAGUGUGUAAUUGCUUGUGCACACACGAGUGACCACGCGCUGCAGAGCGUGCAGAACUAUUUAGCAGGUGUGCAGUGCAGGAUGGGCUCCCUGUCCUUCCCGGGCUUGCAGCUCUGUUGGAGCUGCCUGGGCCCUGGGAGGCUGCUUCCCAAAGUGGAGAAAGUAUGUUGGAGAUUCAGGGGCCUUGGGCUCAGAGACCCCUUGCCACCUGCAGAGAAUCCCCCCCUCCUUGUGGGGCUCUGGCUGGGGGCUGUCUGCCCCCAAAGACAUUGGCUGUGGGAAGGUCAGGGACACGUCCUCAGCACGUGUUCCUGCAACUGCUUUUCUUACCAUUUUGAUCUUGAGUAGUUUGUUGCUUCUGCUCUCCCACCUCUUCCUCAUCUCCCGACUGAGCCCUUGCUAUUCUCUAUGCACUUUAUUUGCAGUCUGUUUUUCAGGCAGUGGAGCUUCUAUACAAUCACUGACUUGAAUAAGACAACUUUUCCUUUUCUGUGUGUGAUGAACUCUGCACCAGUAAGCGCAGUCUGGUCAGAGAAAUGUUCUUGUUUCCAGUGUUGUCAAAUCUUGUGUCUAAGUUAAUAAAAAAAUCCCUUGAAUUGAAUAAACUAAAAACUGGA
Molecule: messenger RNA, 2362 nt
Organism: Cervus elaphus (red deer)
Lineage: Eukaryota; Metazoa; Chordata; Mammalia; Artiodactyla; Cervidae
Gene: SMIM10L2B
Product: small integral membrane protein 10 like 2B
Exons: 2
Coding region: 210-446 (78 amino acids)
Source: RefSeq, a predicted model, not a curated record